ACGUAGGCUCCGCCGAGGCCAGCCUCACGGCAGGGCCCAGCACCCCAGAAGUGCAGCCGGUUCUCUGGCCUGGACGCCGCAGCAGAGUCGUCCAUUCGGGGGUCCAGCACUCCCGCCUCCCUUUCCGGUCGGGGCCAGCAUUCCCAGCUCCUGGCCUGAGGCGCUUGAGAAGGAGCUGGGGGAGGAGAAAUGGGGCAAAGCCCGACGCCAACGGCAAACGAUCUUGCCGCCGUCGUCAGCCCUCGGGAAAUCAUUUUCAUCUCGUGGCGGGAAGAGAUCCCAGAAGCUGUGGGGCUGCACCUUUGGUAACUGGAAUCCCGGAUGCCUGCUCCAGCGUCACCGCCCUUGCCGGCUCCGGGAAGCCCUCCUUUCUGCCAGAGUGAGCAGUUGAGGCGAUUUCCUCCUUCCAGGUUUCCCUGCUAGACCUGCAGUGGUUCCAUUUUGUUUGAGGGCCUUCCUUGUACUGAGGUUUACAUUCAGGUCUCUGUCAGAGCUGAGUCCCUGUUAGCUCUCAUUGGUCUGCCGCCUCCUUCCCUGGAGUACAGGUUCCCUCUUCUCUCCCACUAAGAGGGUGCUCCUGGUCAAGAGCUGGUCGUCCUCUUCCAGUAGAAUGCCAUCCUUGGAAGCUAGAAGCUCCAGCUCACCAAAAACCAGUUGUGACACAAAGAAGCUUGACUCCCCUGCAGGAGCGAGAGGCUACCUGAAGAGAGCAAGCCCCUGGAGGAUGUGAGACAAUGAAGGAAGAGAGAGAGGAGUACAGCUAUCUUGAAGCCACCCCAGGUUGUUGCUCACGCCAAUCCUUCCAUGCUGUCUUCAAGCCCUACUUCCUGCACAUCUCCUAGCCCUGAUGGGGAGAACCCAAGUAAGAAGGUCCAGUGGACUUCUGGGAGGAGGAGGACGUCAUCCACGGACUCAGAGUCAAAGUCCCACCCCGACUUCUCCAAAGUACCCAGGUCCCGGAGACCCAGCCGGCUGACGGUGAAGUAUGACCGGGGGCAGCUCCAGCGCUGGCUGGAGAUGGAGCUGUGGGUGGACGCGCAGAUUCAGGAGCUCUUCCAGGGUCAACCAACUCCUCCUGAGCCUGAGAUUGACCUGGAAGCUCUCAUGGAACUAUCCACAGAGGAACAGAAGACUCACUUGGAGGUAGAAUGUGGGCCUGGGGUUGGGGAAUGGAAGCUGAGCUUAGAGAGGGAGGAGCCCAGGAACUCAGGUUUUGCCUCCUUGAGUGGCAUGGGGAGAACGAGUUCAGAGGAGAGGAUUCCUGGGAAGCUGAGUGGAGGCUUGUGGGAAAGUUCUGUGGCUCAGGGACUCACUCUUUGUUCUUUUCCACCAGGCUCUUCUCCAAAACUGCCCCCGCCCCACAGAGUCUUUUAUCUCUGAGCUGCUCAGUCAACUCAAGAAACUCCGGAGACUCAGUCGGCCUCAGAAAU
Prionailurus viverrinus (fishing cat) is the source of this 1430-nucleotide messenger RNA. RefSeq names its product protein phosphatase 1 regulatory inhibitor subunit 14D (gene PPP1R14D). Gene Ontology annotation, molecular function: protein serine/threonine phosphatase inhibitor activity. Bases 805 to 1380 code for a protein of 191 amino acids. The transcript is spliced from 5 exons. Gene Ontology annotation, biological process: regulation of phosphorylation. Lineage: Eukaryota; Metazoa; Chordata; Mammalia; Carnivora; Felidae. The record is from RefSeq and is a predicted model, not a curated record. Gene Ontology annotation, cellular component: cytoplasm.